Pocillopora verrucosa is the source of this 713-nucleotide messenger RNA. NCBI's taxonomy places the organism in Eukaryota, Metazoa, Cnidaria, Anthozoa, Scleractinia, Pocilloporidae. The record is from RefSeq and is a predicted model, not a curated record.
UUUGAGUACUACUGUUGCCUUUAUACAAUGACUAAUGUAGAGCUUGAUGGCUUGGCGUAUUUAUGUUUCUUUGACGACGGAUCUUGGUUUCAGGGUACACUGCUAACCAGGGAUAAAAAACAGUAUGGAGUUAUGGGUGAAGCUUGUGGCCCACCAGAGGAAGGGUUUGCUGAAUGCUGUUUUGAAGAAGAACCAUUAUUUUACAUGAUUACCAUUAUUGACCAGCAAGGUGAUGAAGAAAUGGUGUUUAAACAUGUUAUGAAGACUGGUGGUGACAACUGUACAUUAACAUCAAAUGAAAUUGACUUUGAAACUGAAGAACUUCUAGUUGGAAGCAAGGCAAGUAAUCACGUCAACAAAUACUGCCGGUCAGAGCUGAAAGGAAAGGAGAGCAUUGUUUGUUCUGGUCACAUGACAAUACAUCGUAAUGUUGAGCAAGACUAAAGGACAAUUGUGAGAUGAAAAGUUUUAAUUAACAGUUCAUAGUAACGGCUUAAAUUUUUCUUACCUUCUUUCCAAUGUGACAUUUUGUCCUAAGGUAAAGCAAGCACUGUCUCGCGCACUCAGAUCUGACGUAGUGAGGGUAUUUUGGAAGUUGUUUUGUAAAGCUUUUGUCAUGGCUGGAGAUCCAUAACAGAGAAAUAUGGUUACUAGUCAGAAUACCGCUGCACUUGUUACAUUGGUUUAUUGUGAAUUCUCCCCAUUGCAAGUUC